UCUAGUACAACUGGACGGUUGUUGGAGGUGUUACACUUUUGCCUGACAGACGUGAACGACAGAAACAGCUGCCACAUGGAAAGGUAUACUACAUGGGAAUUUCAUACUGGAAUUUGGAGCUAUCAGUGCAAGUCCCGCUGCCACAUCAAGCAGAUGUACCACAUGGAAGACUUUCAAAGUCAAAGGGCAAUGCACUAACUUGCAAAGAAAAUCACUUGUUAUCUACCCUGAUCUCAAUGUCUUGGGUAAUUUACAGGUACAGUUUAAUUAAUCCCAGGAGCAGUCCAGUGCUCAAAAGGCAGGUGAGGGUAUGCAGACCAAAGGAUGAAUGGACAGCUGGACAGCCUGUGCACUUGAAAUAAAUGUUGCAAUUCCAGUCUUCAUUGCUUUUAACAUACACCUUUUCUGCUAUAAUGUGAGACUGGACAAAACAUUACUCCCUUCUCUAUAUUGGUGAACCGACUUUCUUCAUAAAGUUAAAGGGAACGCACAUAAACUGCUUAAUCGUUGCAGAAAGCCCAAAGCAAGGAUUGCACACUUCAAGGCUCUGCGGGAGAUUAUUGUCAAUGCUUUCUGUAAAAUAAAUGCAGGUUGAGAGAAAUCAAGACAGCCAGACAAGAAGCAUUACAGCAGCAUCUUCUAUGGCUAUGACAUAUAGGUUGCUCCAACACAUGGAGAUACUACCACAUGAAGAAGAUUCAUCAUAAAGAGACUUUCCAUUACAUGGAGCUCAUGUAGAAAGCACUGGUUUUGCUAUGAUAAAUUAUUUGGAUAUGCCUCUUAAAUGGACACGACUAGCUGAUUUAUAAAACAAAGUCUUGAAUAGCAGAAAUGGUUUUACUAUUUGAUAAUCAAACUCCUGAAGUCUCUGCUGACUGUUUCAACUGUACCAGGACUACAGAGCCAGUGAAUAUAACUAAAAUAAUUGCACUAGGUGCUGUGUUAGGAAUUUUUAUGAUCUUUGGAGUUCUGGGAAAUGUACUCGUAAUCCUGUCAGUGAUAUGUCAUAGACAUCUUCAGAGCGUUACUCAUUAUUUCAUAGUGAACUUAGCAAUUGCAGAUCUACUACUGAGCUCCACUGUACUUCCGUUCUCAGCUACCUUUGAGAUUCUGGGUUACUGGGUCUUUGGAAGAAUAUUCUGCAACAUCUGGGCAGCUCUUGAUGUCCUGUGCUGCACAGCCUCAAUAAUGAGCCUUUGUGUUAUCUCCGUAGAUCGAUACAUUGGAGUUAGCUAUCCACUAAGAUAUCCUACUAUAAUGACUGAAAGGAGAGGACUUUGGACCUUGCUUGGCCUUUGGGCCUUAUCAUUGGUUAUUUCUAUUGGACCUCUUUUUGGUUGGAAGGAACCAGCUCCAGAAGAUGAAACCAUCUGUAAAAUUACAGAGGAGCCUGGAUAUGCUUUAUUUUCCGCAUUUGGUUCCUUCUAUAUCCCCCUGACGAUUAUUCUCUUUAUGUACUGCAGAGUUUAUGUUGUAGCCAAGAGAGAAACUAAAGACUUAAGCUCUGGAUUGAAGACAGAAAAAUCUGACUCUGAAGAAGUAACUCUUAGAAUCCAUCGUAAAAAUACUCCAGAAGAAAGUGGAUCAACACCAAAUUCCAAAAAUAAGACAAUUUUUUCAAUACGACUUCUCAAGUUCUCCAGAGAGAAGAAGGCCGCCAAGACACUGGGAAUUGUUGUUGGCUGCUUUAUCCUCUGUUGGCUUCCAUUUUUCUUAGUGUUGCCAAUUGGUUCCAUCUUCCCUGCAAUCAAACCAUCGGACACAGUUUUUAAAAUUACAUUCUGGCUUGGAUACUUCAACAGCUGCAUAAACCCCAUUAUUUACCCUUGCUCAAGUCAUGAGUUUAAAAAGGCAUUCCAGAAUAUUCUGAAGGUACAGUGCACCCAUCGGAAACACCCACCAAGCAAGCAUUCCUCUAGUCAUAGCUUCUCGACUUCUCCGAGUCAAGGUCCCGAAGAGCAGAAAGAUAUUGUGUAUGUCCCUGCAGGUGCAGGCAACAGUUUUUACAGAAUUUGCAGACCUGACGGGGUAUGUGAAUGGAAACUUGUUUCAUCUGCACACACUGUUCCCAUAAAGCGAGUCAUCCCUAAGGGUAAAUCAAACUGUUUGUCUGCAAAAGUAACAAGCAAGACAUUGUUACGGGCUUGCUGCUGCAUCAGUCCUGCAGGCAACCACCAUGAAAAGCCUCCUGUGCCAACUAUUAAAAUCCACACUCUUUCCCUAAGUGACAGUGGUGAUGCUGUAUAGCAAGUUCUUUCCCUUUAAUGUACUCGCUUCUUUAGUUACCAUGGAAGUAUUUAGGACUCAAGGGACCAGCUUUGGAAGAUAACAUAAAUUUGAUAGAUUCUCAGCUGGCCCCAUGUCACACAGGCAGGUAUUCUGUCUGUGCCACAGGCGAUCCAAGUUCAGGAAUGGUUUCAAGCUGUUGGUAGGAUUGGCCAGUGGGAUAAGAUGAAUUAGCCACUGGCUAGCUCUUCUAUCCAGGGGGGCAGGUUUGGGAAAUCUGAUGCCUGUAAACCCUUUAGUGGGGGCCAGGAGCCACACAGGUCAUCUUCAGUUUACAGAGGGGGAACAAUAUCUUGAAAUCAUCUCAAUGGCCACUCAAACAGAUCGGGACUUUGUACAUCUGAUGUAUAAAUAACGGUGCCUAUCUCCACAUCCUCAAGUCUUCUUUAGAUUCAUGGUUGUCUCUCUCUCUGGCUAAAAGUUAAAACCUAUAAAAGUUGAUUUCCUUUGGAGCUGGGAGAUCCACCCAGUAAAUGAUUUGGGAUUGGGUGGGUGCAAAAGCCAGGGGGAUCAGCCUGUGUAGUGCAGUGUCAGAAGGGAGCUGAUUUAAUAAAUAAAUGCAUUUUUCUGAUGCAUCUUUAAAACAGAAUCUUCUGAACUACCUGCAAUUCUCAAAGGAGGACAUAGCAUGUCAUGCUCACCUUUGUAUUUUUACAGUCUAAAAAAAUGAACUUCAUAGAGAUGUUGCACAUCUGAAAAUAUUGCAUGACCUGUACUAAGAUCAGAUGAUAAAGUAUGCAUGAAUGAAAAAAAUGUUUGAAUGGAAUUGUAUGAAUUAGCACAAUAUCUGUUACCAAAUAAUUAUACUUUUUCUGCAAAAAUUAAUUUCUGGUACCACUAGCCAUAUUCAUUUUGCUAUAUUAUUUUCUCAAAGUCACCUUAAAAGAAAUGUUAUAUCUGUUUACGUAAUGAAUGAAAUCAAAUAAUUAAAUAUGGGCACCAGUCACAGAAAGGAAUAAUGUUUGGUUAUAUCUUGAUGGUGUCUUAGAUCAUUAGGUUUAAACAACUGGGGAAAUAUAGGGCAGAGGGAUUAUUAAAGUUCCUUCUAACAAAAACAGUAUGAAUAUUGCAGGAGUGAUGUGGUUGGAUUAGGCAGGCCACAAUGCUUGUACAUGCUGUCCUCCAACUAUAGCAACAAAGAACAAUGCCAGAUUAUAUAAGAAAUGUGAUUGUCAACUUCAUUCUGAAGCUGCAGGGUUCAAGAGAAUGACAGGCUCAAAUAAAUAAAUAUGUAGACAGCAAGUUUGUACAUGACUUUCUGUUUGAGCCAACAACAUUUAAAGGCAUUUCUUACUUAAAGUAUCAUGCAUUGCUGUUACAUUUCUUUGGUACAGUUUUGAUUAAAUGGCAUUAUACAGUAGCAAUUGCUUUAUGUGAUCUUAAUGACAAUGUAUUAUCAACAAGAAUACAUUUCCUGAAAUGUGUUUUUAGAUUAUAUUAAAUAUGCUACAAGGCUAGUCUAGCAUAUACUAUGCCUUAAUCGUACUAGCAGAUAAAAUCUUCAAGAGCAAUCACAGCCAAAGUUGCAUCAGUACAAUGGCUGAUCGACACAUACUAUAAAAGAUAAUUAGCAUGCUGAAAAUGGUAAGACCUGAGAAAACUACUAAUUAUUACAAAAAAACACUGUCGUGCAGGAACUUUGUAUGAAUUUGUUUGCUGAUUUUGCAAUAAUUUUAUUUAUUCUGUUUUGGAGAGUUUGAAUAUUGUGAAACAGAAUAACAUAUCUUACUUAUUUGAAAGCAACAGACUGGGUACACUAAGGUGUUACAGCAGUUAGACCUUUGCUUAUCCAGCUAGCUGAAGUCCAGCUUUCACAAACCUGUUUUAAGAUUUUAAUGCAAUAUCCAGAUGCAUGGUUUGCAGUUUGUUGGGUUUAUUCACAGUUUUUUCACUCUCCUAUGACUGCUUCCUUUAGUCAGGCAGGAUCAAUAGUUGUCAUGUACAUUUGCUACAAAACUAACCAAAGAAAAUGUGUAAUAAUGCACCUCUCAGUACAGCUGCUGCUUUCCUUUAUACAAACUAUGGCAAAUGGAGUCCUGCCAUGUUAUGAAUUCCUAAAAUUGUUCCCACCCCUAUUGAUGGUUGUGUUUACGCAGUUCACUAAAAAUAAAUUGCAUUACUAUCAUAACUAUGAAUUGAAUUUCUGGACAUUUCAAGGGUAUGUUUUUUGAACAUGUUAUUAUAUACUCGGUUGUAACUUGGUAGUGUCACAAGCUCUAUCAUAGAGGUUAUAAAGACAAGAGAAAAUGACCUUAUGGCUAAGUGACGUGUAUAAUGAAUGCGGUUUCAUGACAUUUGCAGGAUGCAUCCUACUAAUGUGAGACCAAAAUCUGAUGUGCAAAUUACAAGAAAAAAUAUAGUAAUAAGAAGAAAUGAAAAUUGUUUUCAAAAACAGUGGUACCUUCAUAGUUGUUUUGUUUUAAUUAUAUAGCCGUAUUGAUGACACAGGAAUAUAACACUGGUACAUGCUUCAUUUCAGCAGCUCAUAGUGUAACAGUGAGUAUUUUGCACACUUUAUCAUACAUAUCUCCAUCAAUGUUUGAACAACAGGGCCUGUCAAAAAUUGUUGCAUAUGUCUAUGCAUCGGUAUGUGUGUAAAUUCAUUAUUUCCAUCUGAGAAUAUAUCUCCUUCAUAGCCAGUUUUAAAACUGCAUAAAAUGACUCAAGUUCAAUGUACACCUACUGUGUUGGGAAAAAUAGCCAGCAUCUACAAAUUAUAGAACGUACAAGCAGUUAAAGAAAAGAAAGGAAACAAAGACUUGCACUAUGUUGAAUGCAAGUUUAGUAGUGUGUGCACUUUUCCAAUAAAAGCUAUCACAUUCAUUGAUAAAAUGCACUGCUAUUAAAUGAGGUCCCUCUGUUGUUCAAGACUUGCACUAAAUCCUAAAUGUGUCAUUUCCUACAUGAAGUGUUUUAAACAUUUUCUACAUUAAUUGCUUUGCAAGUUCACCUCUAUAUAGCAUAUAGAAUGAUAAGUAAAUGCAUAGAAUUUGAACUAUGUCAAAAUUCUUCUUAAAUGGAAUUCAUUUCAGGACUUAGUACAGCUAUGAAAUUUGGUGUAGUAAUAUUACAUUACACAGUAUAGAGCUAAUGCAUUUAUAAUGCUACAAGUUGCCUUUGCAAUAGUCAAAUCAGUGUCACAAAUGCAGGCAAAAUGGCCAAAUUAAAAUAAUAAUGCCUGCAAACAAUAAAGCAGUACUGGAGGGUAUGCUGACCAAUGAAUAGGCUUACAAGUUUCAUGCUGUUAUAGUUUAAACCUUGUAAUAUUCUGCAGUUCGUCUAUGUAUGUUUUUGCAGUAACAACCACUGCUAGUUUGGGCAUCUGCAGGAUCAGUCUGGUACCAAUUUUUGCAAUGUAGUAAGUUAAUUAAAAGCAUCAGGAAGGAGCACUGUCUUUUUCUGCUUCACUAAGAGAACACAUAGACUACUGAGAUGUUCGAAAACUAUAUUUCACAAUAGUUUUCUCAGAAAGCUCUGUUUUAAGUUAAUUUCUAUCACUUGCUACAUAAGAAUAAACACAAAUGCAGCUUGCUGAAGUCAGUACAUGGUUAUCCUGGGUACUCAUUACUGUAGCAUGUACAACCCAUGUUAUUUUAUUUUUAUAGUGAUGCACUUUGGCCUUCAGUGGCAGAAAUAGUCUGGCUCCUUCUUAUAACAAUGUA
Protopterus annectens (West African lungfish) is the source of this 5948-nucleotide messenger RNA. Its product is annotated as alpha-1A adrenergic receptor-like. Gene Ontology annotation, molecular function: alpha1-adrenergic receptor activity. Gene Ontology annotation, biological process: regulation of vasoconstriction; positive regulation of cytosolic calcium ion concentration; adenylate cyclase-activating adrenergic receptor signaling pathway. Gene Ontology annotation, cellular component: membrane. Lineage: Eukaryota; Metazoa; Chordata; Ceratodontiformes; Protopteridae. The record is from RefSeq and is a predicted model, not a curated record. The transcript has 3 exons. The coding region runs from base 832 to 2247 and encodes 471 amino acids.